Messenger RNA from Suillus fuscotomentosus, 999 nucleotides. RefSeq lists its product as uncharacterized. The transcript has 9 exons. Lineage: Eukaryota; Fungi; Basidiomycota; Agaricomycetes; Boletales; Suillaceae. The record is from RefSeq and is a predicted model, not a curated record. The coding region runs from base 1 to 999 and encodes 332 amino acids.
AUGAAUCGAAGAAUCAAGGCAAUUUCUUCUCUUUUUGCAUCUGCAAGUAUCCGGGCAUCUCAUUCUGCAGCCAGAGUAACUGCUCUGCGCUUGUCCAUCUGGGGGGCGCCAUCUGGAUGUAAGAGCCAAACAGGGAGCCGCAAAGUUUUUUUCCUCAAUGAAUCUGGUCAUAUUUACAACCAAGCAAUACCAAUCACAGCUCCGACGUCAGAUGCCCCCACAACCAACCCGUACAAAUGCUCCGCCACCCGUGUUUCACGAUGGAGCAACUCAUCGAGGCCAUAUGUAUGGUACAGAACGGUCAUGUUCCCCCAUCAUCACCGAAACCAUAUGGAUGGCCUUACUGACCUGAAGAUGAGGUGUGCUCAGUCCAUACACAAACAGGUACUCCCAGAAGACCGCUCCCCGGCAAAAGAGGAGGACACUUCCUCAGAAGUCUCUAUUGACGAUAUUUGUAUUGGCCCCGCGGCUGCUGCUGCUGACAACAGUCUUGAUAGUUCCUCUUCCGAAAAUGGGGGAGAGUCCAGUAUGAGCGGUACUGAAACACUCGCUGACCUCGACCCUGCUCUUGAAUUUAACUGCAAUAAGACUACAGAGCAGGCAAAGUCUCGAACUCAUUGGCGGGUGCGAAGUUGUCAUUUUAAUGAUGAUGUUGUUGCAUUGUUUCGCACCUUAGACCAACUGAGCACUGAACUUGGGUACAAGUCUGGUGUUCCUGAGGCACGCAUUAUGCAAUCUCGUGUUAUCGCAGUGCUCCGGAGAGUGCGUGCUACCAAGUUACAUGAUGCCGUGCAACAACUUGAAUGUACAUCUGGGACUGGAUAUCACCUCUUGUUGAAGCAGAGCCAGGAACUGGUGGACUUGAUGGAGAGACGGCUUGCAAUAGAGAAGGAAGUCAUAUCAAUAAUAGACGAAGGAGGUGUUGAAGCUUAUGAUGAGGCAAUGUUCGCCAACUUACUCAUUUGGCAGACUGUGGUUGAUAUAUCAGACAAGUCUUAA